AUGUUCCUCCUCUCUCUACGCGCAGCCGCCCUGCAGCGGACAACGAGUGCUGUGCGGCCGGAGGAGUCGGAGGAGGAGGAGCCGUGGGCCCCCGUGAGCGCCGUGCUGGUGCGCUGGAGUCCGCCCGCCGUGCUCGUGCGCUGGCGCUACAGAUACCCCGCUGCUGACGAGGAGGACGCGUUACACUUUCGCGUCUUCUAUCAGGACGUACACGACAAGUUAUCGGGCCGCGUGGCGGUAGCCUCUGGCGAGCAGCGCAGCGUGCUGCUCGAGCGACUGCAACCGGAGGCGGAGUACGUGGUGCGCGUGUUCGCCCGAGCCUCGCCUAGCCUCGCCACGCGAGCCAACCGAACCACAGACGCGCCCGUCGGCCUGGUGCGCUUCGUGGCGCCCGGAACUGCGGCCACAGCCAGCGCAGCAGCAACCAAUGGCAGCAGCUCCAGCAGCAGUAGCAGCAACAACAGCAGUAGCAGCGGCGCGGCGGCGACGGCGAUGGCGGGUGGCGGCGGAGGCUCCCGUGGUGGCGUGGUGUCAUCUCGGAACGUGGUUGUUCGCGACGAGGAGAUCGUAAUUGUGGUGCUCGUGCUGAGCGUGUGGCUGGCCGUCAUCCUGCUAUUCUUCAACAAGUGGGGAAAGAUCCGCAUGUUGGAGCCAUACCAGCCGCAGUACCACGAACAGUUGGAGCCCCCUUCGCCACCGGUGCUGCAGGUGAAGACCGCGGUGCUGGAGCGCGAGCUGCGCCGCCUGUCUUCCAACGCGAACGGCAGUGGGGCGGCCGCGCUGCACCGGCUCCAUCGUCUGCGCCACAACUCGGUGUUCGUGGGCAGCCAAAUCCUGGUGCCGCUCUCCCGGCGCGUCAAGAGCGCCGAGGACAUCAAAUCCAUGGUGCUGCAGAUCGAGCACCAGCCCAGCACGCAGUCCACCGCACUAUGAGGCUCCGCGGGCCUACGCGACUGCCGUAGGCCGUCACACUGCUGCUACGACUCCGCCGCCACGCUCCGCGGAGGACAAUUCAAUCGCUGCUGAGAGGAACCACUUCAAGGGCAUGAUGCCCGGUCGUUGUUUUGGUGAUGCGUGGCAUUUUGUGCUCACCGAGAGUGAAGGCAAUUGCCUGCUGCGGAGGAUCAAUGCCGCGUUUCGAGUACGCUUGUUCUUCGCUGAGAGUAUACUAUAGAGGAAGAUCUGCUGUAAGAUGGCUACAAUUGGUAGAUGAGUAUGUUUCUCAUCGUGCGCGGAUUGGUAGACCUGUGCGUUUCACAUCGUGCAAGUAAGCCGCGUUUUAGAGUGCAGUGGAGUGGCGUACUAAUGAUGCUUGUUGGUGAGCUAGUUGGUUUUGAUGCGUAUUGAAACGAAAAACAGCGCAAGAAGACAAGACGGAUGGCGACACACACACACGUUGUGGGUCAGCGCUCGUGUGUGUCCCCCUCCGUCCCCGCCUUCUCGCGCUGUUUUUCGUUUCACCAAGGUGGACUGGUCUUUCUGUAUACCGUUUUAUGGCAUUUGCGAAAGCGACCACGAUAUCUCGAAUACCCACUCUGAUUAGCGAGUGAACAGCAGUCGCGUUGUGCCAGCUGGAAGGUCAGUGGCCAAAGCAACACUCUCAUGCGAGUAACAGCGCGCCAUUCGUGCUGCUUCAGAAGAAGGCUGUAGCCUAUCAACCAAAUGAGGUGUUGAUUCGCCGUGAUUAUAUUAGGGGGCCAGUUUUAAGUAUAUCAGCACUGCAAGAUUUGUAGACGGAUUGUACGUACAGGUGUAGGAUGGCGUAUAAACAACAUAUAUAUGCAACAGGAUGCGGAAUUAAGAAGACUAUAUCAUAUAAAAGAUCGUUCGCGAACGCUUACUUCGCAGUGUUCUCGAUGCAUGUAUACACCGGUUCCGAAAAACCACUGCUUUACUUGCUUAUGGAGUGAUAAGCUGGGUGACACAUCAGUGGUCAGUUAUGUAAUGACUUGCCUUCACGUUAACCUAAGGCACUAUGCUUAUCCGUACGGUGUUUUGGGAGGAUGCGGACGCGUGUAGCACGUUUUGAUGACUGAAUCAAAGCAUUCAAACGAGAAGAAGCCUCACGCAAUUGUGUGCUAAACACGCCCUGGGGCCACUUAUAGCUAGACCAUCCUAACUCGCGCGCUUUGCGAUGCACGCUGCUCAGAAUAGCUCGACACAUGUAUUUUCGAGGCGGAUAAUAAGCUUUGAUUCUUGCGACAGAACCUUCUACGUAAUAACUUUUAAUUGCUGCAAAAUUAUCGCGCAGCGUAGUACGAAUCUCUCCUUUGUUUCUUUUUCUUUUUUUACUCACCGUGUUCUUCCAAUGCCGAAGAUCUGGCGAUGAUGAAAAUUAGGCAGCAGACUACGGACGGUGUUUUAUCAAAGUGGUAUAGUUACAACGUGUCACAACUUUCAGGAGGAACAUAGUUUAGGCCCGGACUAAUUCACCCACUUGUAAUUUUACGCGACCUACGCGCCGACAUCGCUGUGAGUAAAGAGAUAAACAUAUUCGACCGAAAUCUGGCUGGCUGAAUUAAGACAGAUCUCAAUGAGACAGGACGAAUAUCAUCGGCGGUGGAGACUAUACCAAGGUUUGUGGGUGGGAGUUCGGAUCAAACUGAAUUGCUUGUCACAGACGUACAACCGAGGAGAUAACAUCACGCAGAGAGUCGUCCUUGCAGAUUGUUGCUUUUGCUGUAGAAAGAUAUCGGGUGGUUGAAAUGGAAGUUCUUAAGUUAAAUGCGCAAGUUAAAGGUUGCUUCAUCAUACUCCCUCUUUGACCUUUCUUUUUUAAAAGGAGUUCACUGAGAAAGCGCGGCGUUUUCCUGAAGUGUUCACUUGAAGCUGCGAGGUUCCGAUCUUGAACUUCAUCGUGUCUGCUUAUUUGUUUUUGUUUUUUGUUCUUUUUCUUGCUUUUUUUGAACGCUAAAAUACAGUUAAUACGUUAUUCUUUAAGCUUUCCGUUCUUUCUUUGCGCCCCACGUCUUCAGCUUAGACGCAGUGCGCAACCACAGCAUUGGAGAUAUCUUAAAAGACCAUCCUUCCAGUUAGAUAAGGUGCCAAUGUCCUGUUCGCGCGAAAGCAACGUGAAAACACACACUCCCAGUUUGCACCGCGAAAUUCUGGUGCUGUGCUUGGGCGUUGGCCAAACUACCUCGAAAUGCAAUUGCUUUGUUUCUGCGUUGCUAUCCCAGUUUUCAUUGCUUCUAUGCCAAGACGAAAGAAUAAUGUUUUAUUACAAUAGGCGAUGCAUUAGCUCUCGAUGCCGUUAUUUCCCUGAACAUGUUUUUUUUUUUGUCACAGACCGAAACAGAGUUUACGAGUAAAAAUUACGGGCACAGCACUGCGUGUGCGAGCGAGUGCGACUAUACAGUUCAAGCGUAUUAGCGCAAGCACUCGCACUGUGUACUUGAAGUCGCGAAUAGCGAACGGAAAGCGCACCUGAACCAACAAAAACAGUUCUCAGUCCUGCGCCGCCCCUAACAACGGAAGAUGCAAGCAGAAACAAAACAGAGGAUUUUAUUCAGUGCCGUUAGAGUUACUGCAUAUGUGCCAGCAUAUAAAGUAACUCUAGGUGUCGUGUAGCAGCAGUACCAUUGUGAUCAAACGGAGAUCAAAACAAAAUGUCGCUAACGUCGACGUUUCGAGAACAUGUGCGUCUUCGUCAUUUCUCGUUACCUAAACGACACUUCCUGCAAAAACAAUGUGCUUCUACGUGACAACAAGUGGAGCGGUCGCUGAAAAACCAGUGUGGCACAAAUCCAACAUCGCCUGGGAACUAAUGGCUACAUUACGUGCAGACAUCAACCGUUGCGGGGAUGAAACUCAUUGCACCAACUCUUUAACAGGUUCGGCAGGUGAAGGAAAAUCGAACGGAUUUACAGCACAGAGGAAAUGAGCGGAAGUGACAUCGACAUCGGGAAAGGACUGAUCGCCUUCAAAAGCUCGUUCUCAUGACCUGUUGCUAUAGCGACCGAGGGCGCGCCGACAUGGCGCGCGCUAGGCGAUAUAGGUUAACACAAAAUGGCCUUUUCACGCUGCUGAGUGAUGGAUUGCGCGGGGGCCGUGUUAGGGCGGACAAAAGCGGAGGCGAAUAGCGAGAUCAUUAGGCGAGUCCCGGUUCGAACAGAAGCUAAGAAAGACAAACGGUCUGCGGGGAAAGGGUGAAGGAGUGUGUUCUUCAAUCUGAACCACGGGCCCAGCAUUAAUGACUCCCAGAUGUACACCAGCCCUUGUGCCACAGUCGGAGCGGAGGCGUGUGACUCUGCGCUCGCUCUCGACUUUCUCUCCAUCGUUUGCAAGUAUGCUUAACAUUGAAGCGCGCAGCGUAUCCGCAGCGACAGCCCGGUCGGCGCUGUGAAUAAUUAAUUCGAACAUUCGCAUUCCACUCAUUAGUUUCUCGCUCACUAGAACAAUAGCAACGUAUAUAAAAGGCGAUAUCGCUGGAAACGUUAUCGCAUUACGCGGCUGAACAGAAAACGAGUCUGCAUGGUGUGCAAAUCAUGAGCUCGCAUCGAUUGCCGUUGAAACGGUAGCGCGUCCAGGUGCAAUUUUAAUCCACUCGCGGAAUCGUUCGGUCUUACUUGCUCCGCGCGGUUGCAGCAGCGACGCUGUUUGCUCCGCUUCGCCGGCCUUCCCGACGGUUGCGCACACACCAGCCCGAACCGCCCACCAACUCUGACCGCGGCACGUUUAAUGCCUCCAUUUUGCGAAGUGCCCGAGCGCGGGACUAAAUUAUGAAAUCUAGACGUUAUUUCUAAUAGUUGCUCUUAUAAAGACAAAAUGGUGUUCUCGGCUUCCCUAGCGCCGUGAAAUCGUUAUUUUAUCGGCAGAGAUAUCUUGUGAGACUGAGUCUCGGCUGACUCGAUUCCUGACGGGACGAAAACGUAACAGCGACAAAGCGGUAUCGUAAUAAAAUAAUUGUUAGGGUUUUACGUCCCAAAACCACGAUAUGAUCAUGAGGGAACGCAGUAGUGGAGGGUUCCGGCAAUAUCGACCACCUGAGGUUCUUUAACGUGUCCCUAAAUCUAUAAGCACACGGGCCUCCAGCAUUCCGCCUCCAUCGAAAUGCGCUCGCCGCGGCCGGGAUUCGAUCCCGCAGCCUUCGCGUCGGCAGUUAGGUACCGUAACCACUAGACCACCGUGGUGUGUAAAGUGUUAUCGCAGCGGGAGACGGGAUCAUGUCUGGCUCAGCCACCGGUCCCAGUCCUCCCUUUGAUAACAGGUUAUUGCAAGUUGCGACAAAGACUCCUAGAGUAAACGACAGUCGGUGAACAUAGGUGGCAUAUUUUGCCGGCCUACAGAACAUGGGCCGAAUUCACAAUGUUUUUCUUUCGUAAGUGGUCUAUUGGUCAUCGUUAAUGUCCAACAUCGUGAUUGGCUGAAAGCGUUUCUUACGAAACAUUUCGGCAUAAGUGUACAUGUAGUCUCUGUAAGUGCGGUCGCAGGUAUACCCCAUCUCUUCAGCUUGCACGUCAACUUGCGUCGUGCGCAUCCACCGCCAAACACCGAGUCAAAGCACGUUACGAGCAGGAGCUUUUAUUUACUCAAACAGCGUGGCAAAACACUGGGUUAUCUGUAGCUUUAUCGGAAUACUGAUAAACCGCUAUUGGGAUAACAAAGUUUAGCGCUUGCGCAAGCGAUGCGAAAAGAAAACAUCGCGGUGGUGUAUACAUUGUAUAUAAAGUAAACAAGGACACCAGCGUGCCGAACAGCUUAUACAGCUACGAUGGACUCUGUAUACGCUUGUUUUUCCUGCCUUUAUCAGCGAACAAAACUUGCGACAUUGCAUAUCUUCCUCCGUACCCGAGAAUUCCAGUCCUCUUUCUGAAAGUGCGGUAGUUUGGUCAAGACAUGUGGACUUCAGAUGCUUCACUCAUUCGAAAAAAAAAUGCAGGCAACUUCAAAUGAGGGCCUUCGCUACGUCCGCUUUCUUUUUUGUUCAAUGGACUGAUCGUUAAUAAAUAAUUAAUUAUCUCACUAAUUCAUUUCGGCCUUGGAGUUGCAGAAAAAAAUGUACAAUACAAAGAAAUCAAUACAAUAAAACCUUGGAAAGCCACAAAGCUCGCGACAACGGUGCGACGUCAUGGGACGUCAUAAAUUUGAAAGUAAAGCUUGCGUCUUUAUUUUCUACUUUCCACAUUUGAAGGCACACUGCGAACGCCGCACAAAGAAAUGCGGAAGUUGUGGAAGAACAUAUUCUACAAGUUUAGCAGAGCGUAGCAUUUCGAUGCACUUAGUGUUCCGUAAGCUAAACCAUAAAGAACAAAUCGAGAAGGAAGUGAGUGGUCCGUGUUUUUCUCGUCACCUAAGCGCGAUUCCGUGCGCGAACCCUCUGCUUUGACGUGCCAACUGGUGAAGACAGAGCCAGAGCCGUUCCACGCACUCUAAAAGCCUUCCUAAUGGUCUUACUUAACACGUGGGUGCGAUGUCUAAUGACCGCUGCAACACCCGGCUUAUGAAAAGAAACCAAAGACACGACUAAUGUCUCGCGGGACCUUGAAUCCCACUUGCGGCAACAAACAUCGUCCCUUGCUAAUAGUUAUAACAAUAGUAAUUGUUGGUGUUUUACGCCCCAAAACCACGAUUAUGAGGGACGCCGUAGUGGAGGGCUCCGGAAAUUUCGACCAUCUGGUGUUCUUUAACGUGCACCUAAAUCUAAGUACACGGGCCUCUGUGUAGUAUGUCGCCUCCAUCGAAAUGCGGCCGCCGCGGCCGGGAUUCAAUCCCGCGACCUUCGGGUCAGCAGUCGAGCGCCAUAACCACUAGACCACCGUGACGGCUUGCUAAUAGCUAUACAUGCGAUCAUUGUUGGUUAUGUCGUCUUUCCAUAACUUUUCCGCGCUCAUUCACUUAAAAGCUCACGUUCAGAAGUUACUUGCUAGUCGGACGCCGUCGUGAAGGAAACGCCAAUUUACGGAUAGUCUUCCGAAAUAUGUGCGGUAUUAACGGAUACAUCUCGUCGGUCACAGUAAUAGCUUGACUAUAGACUUUUUCUUUUCUUUUCCUUUCUUCUUUUUUUUUUUUUUUUGUUCAGGCAACCUGUCGGAAGUCCCUCGACGUCUCAGUAGAAAGCCUGUACAAUGUCAUUUAUGGACAAGUUGCGUGUGACCCAUUUCAUUACACAGUUUUGUAUACCAAUGUCUUGAUUUUCUCUUUCCCUCUCACCAAUCACGCCGGGCCGUGCUACCUUAUGAGUUGCGGAAUGAAGAGUCUUUCAUGUCCUCAAAACCCACUACUACGGGGUGAGGUUUUCGAACCGAUGAAGAUGGUCAACCCAAUACUGUCGAGUCCACGUGUCAGCUCCAUAAAUACGCACCAUCCUGCCUCCUGUUAUGCAGAACCAACCCUAUAGCCCUCGUGCAAGUUAGAAAAUACAUAUAUAAUGAAAUGCGCGGAACCAGCGUAUAAACCGCUCGACCUGUAAAAUAUUAGUGAGCUCGCGCUCACGGCUCUUCCAUAUACGUGAGGCAAGCAAUGCGUCUCUUUCAACUGGUGCUAAAGCGAACACUGCGUACAUUACCUACUUUUCACGGACGGGUAUCAAAUAGAACGUUCUUACGCUCAUGUCACUACAGCACUUUAUUCUUGCGUCAUUCGUAUAGAAGGCUUGCAGCUGAUAUACACUAGCAUGUUCGCUUUCUUUUACAACAAAUCGUUUGACUAAGCGUGCUGCUUGUUAUCGAGAAACGGGUUAUUUUUAUGAUCAAACGGGUACACGUAAAAUCGGAAAUUUCAAUUUGUGAGCACAAUUCAGCUGCGCCAUUUAAACGUACGUCCGGAUUUGCCACAGCAACGGUAAACGCCACAUGUGAAGCGAGCCCUAAACGUUCGCCCCAAUACGUGGUUCAUAUCGUGGCGUGAUUGUUCUCAGCGCUCAGCCAUAGCAAGGCCGGGCACUGGUCUCUUCGAGCGCAGACCGGAUACGGGACCAUUAAAAGCUCGUCAUUCUCGCGCUCUCCUGUGCCCAACAGGAGUAGCACGAAGAUCAGAAAGAACCGCUGAGACAAGCCUUUCCCAAUUUCACGAGUACAUAUAUUAGUAGGCGAUAUAGAACGUCACGCCCAUCGUCACAACGUAUGCCGCGUGUCAGUUUAGCAGGCGCCAAAUCCUCUUUUCAGCGAAGGUAUUCUCGACAGGACAUCGAAAUUAGCGUGCACUUUGAAAAGUUGAAAGUUCUGACCAGUGACGAGACAGUUCGGGAAUUUCGUUUACCACUUCGUUUUUUUUUUUUUUUUCGUUUUUUUUUUAAUGUCCUUGCACGCCCUGGUGCAGUGAACUCACUCGCGCAGCGAACAUGCUCGGUUGCGAUCAUUAUCGUAGUCCCCCUUUCGUUAAGAUCCCCCAGCCAUCUUUUCCCGCUUUCUGUCGUUCCAACAAAUAUGGAACACGCUGUCAUUCCUGUGCUAAAGGGGUUCGCCAGCACUUCAUAUUCACGCUAACAAUAUAACGUCGUUUAUAAAGUCACGCAGGGGGACCAGAUGAACAAGGCUCAGAGAAAAACUUGACAGUCGUGCAGCGCAGCCCCGCGAGGGCUGUCACACGCCACGAGAUAGCGAACAGGACUGAAGGCCAGUAUGGCUUAGGCAAGGGGGCAUGAACGUGGCAUGCCGUGCGCACUACUCUGUGGAAAACUGCAAGGACAGGCAGAACGAAAAUCAGCUACUCUAUCGUUUGGCAAUAGCGCUCCUUGCUCCUGAAUGAGGUUAUCAGUAUAAAGGAUUGGCUCCUUCACGAGAGCUGCCGAACGGAGCCAGUCAACGUUGAGAAAUUUGGUCCCGAUCGCGCUUAAUCGCGCUCACCAAUGCACAGUGUGACACCUGUAUGAGACAUGAUUCGCACAGCCAUCAAACGUUCCAUCAGGUCGCCGUCACGACACCAGCUUCCAUCAUGAGACAGCGUUUUCCUCCUAAGUAAUGACACGUCGACGGCGUUAGCCGAUGCUAUAGCAAUGCCAUGUGCGUCGCAUUUUAGAAGGAAAAGCGGUGAUAAGACGCUGUGUAUCGUGACGGACAGCGAUGCCAUGACGGCGAUGUGACCGACGGCUGUUUGAGCCCGUUUGAACCUGACCAUGCUCAAGAAGCUGUCGACCUGAAGAAGAUGUCGCGGUAUGCACUUGACGGCGUAUAUUUUGAUGUAAUCAAUAGUUCUUUUUGUCGGAGGGCUGCGCGGUGAGGCAAUAGCGUGCGAGCAGAAAAUCACACUCGCUAAGUUAAAAAAUAAAAAAUAAAAAAGGUAAACGUUUCGAUGUGUCGGGCUCAGCACGACGUUGACACGCCAUGUCUCUUUCUUUAAGUUGGUCGGCAAUAAUAUUACACUCAACAUAAUUCUGCUUUUUUUUCAUACAGUUUUCAGUAGUAUACUCUUCAUUAAAUCCCUGUGUCUUUGUGGCUUAAAAAAUGAAAGAAAGAGGGCUUUUUUUUUUUUUGUCUGAGUUGUCGAACGUUGCUAGAUCGAAAGGCCGAUCGAUAGACCGAGCGAGACCUGAGAACGGGCACAUGGUGUCUGGAAAGUAUCUUGCGCAGAUUACAGUGACCGACGUCGCUUUUUGGUACAUUGUACAGACACGGGUAAAUCUAAAGGGACCAGGGCAACCCGAUGCUUCCUGUACGACAGUCUGUCGCAAAUGCUUGUUUUUGCACAGGCAGAUGACAUAUUGACCACAACAAGAUCCUGCAAUCUAACUUCGGCUUGCGACAGGGCGCGAAAUGGCAACGGUCAACCGCGGUUGCACCGAAGCUUGUGCUCGCAAUCAGCGUGUCUUUCAAAGCGUCUCCUUAAAAAAAAAAAAAAGAUGUUCCAACUGUCCAUACAGAGCCUGUAAAUAUUUUACUAUCUUGUCAGCAAAGCUACGAGAACACAAGCUUGGAGUACUUAGUGAUUAAUGGCAAAACGAGCACAGAGCGAAAGACCGUGAUAAAGAUCAAAUACAGUAUAUAUACACAUACGGCACUACGUUGCAACAAUAAAUUGUUGGAAUUCAGUGUAGUGUGCGUCUUUCUUUGUUCUACAAGCGGAGCUGUUAAAUGCCGAGGUAAUUCUCUAGGGAUCGUCGUCCGCACUUUCUAGUCCAGCUGCGAACGCGAAGCCUGACGAGAGGGAGAGCAUGGGUAGAGCCAUGUGGGUGAGCGGGAAGCCUAGUUAGCGAGUUGAGCCAACGCUGGUUGAGCCUGGUAGAGAAAGGGUAGCGACGAGAAGAGGGUGAAGCCGGGUAGAGAGGAGGAGAGCAAAGGCGAGGCUAUGGCGGAACCGAAGCAGGUGGUGUGGAAACGAGAGAGCAGGGGCGCGAUUGGCUAUGCCGGUAAAAGAAGCAAACCAAUGGUAGCGCGCGCUCGAACACUGGUGGUGCUGGUGAGAGAGGAGGAGGGGCGCGCAGAACAUUAGCGAAAGCGGAGAACAGGCGCGCUAAUGCCACCAGCUCUGCUGUUUAAUCAGCCAUCGAGACGUUAAGUCAGUUGAAGCUGUACAUUUUUUUUUGUGUGUAUCCGCGAUGUGCUCCUUUUGCCAAAGCCGAUAAAGAAUGUGGACGCACGGUCAGUAGAUUUCGACUGUGCUGUUUGAGUCGUGAGUUGUAUAUAGGCAUUCCCAUCCUGUUUCGAAAGUCUAUGAACAACAAGAGAGCGAAGAAAAUUCGCACAGUUUUUGUCAGCAGAUAGCAUAAUUAAUGCGAACAAGAUGGUGAUCAAGUCUGAGAGAUGGAAAAUCAGUUUAAGUCUAUAGACAGCGUAUCAGUCGUCUAAGUUCAUAUUUAGGUCUUGCGUAAUGAGAAGGUCGUGCAAAUUCAUUUGCUGCGCUAUUUACGCACUCUCGUGCGAUGUGUCUGUCAACGUACAGAACUUAAGUUCUUUGCACCAACACGUGAGCGCGCCAUUGUUAACAUUUGUCGGCUCUGAACACGGUACCUUCUGUACUCUGGCUUUGUACCAUUAUGAGCUGAUGUAGUCGUGAUAUGUUGAAGAGAGUAUAGGCAUAUAUAUGGCAGUUUUCGAAACUGCUCACAGAAGGAAAGGACGAAUUAUUCUUAAUGCCUUCGGCGUUUGUAAAACGGCGUUUUAUUUCCCUAUCGCUUCGUGGACGUUUGCUCACCACCUAAACCUGGGACUCGCAUGAGUGGUCAUUGUGCCAGAUAUCAUACCAAAUAACGUAAUCGAAGACAAGCACGCUAGCUGACGUGUUGCUUCACAGCGUGUUCAUCGUAACGCUACAAGGGUUGAAAAGCGUGCGCAGAAAAAGAAACUCCGCUUGUUUCUUUCUCUAUCUCUUACUGUGUGGCUAAGCGUUGAUUGCAUUAUGCAUCCUGAGACCAGCCGAAAUCUACGUUCAUCUAGAUAGUAAACUGUUUCACAUGACAUCGCUGAAUAAUUUCGUUUCACAAUGCACUCCGGCUUGCCAGGAAUAUAAGAAACAACACAAGCAAGCCGUGCUAAGCUGCUUAAGGAGCACGUCAUCUACUUUCUCCUCCCUCGAUUUCAUUUCGUCAAGAAGGUUAACUAUUGUUUUUUUUUAUGAUAUGAAGCUGUUUAACAAGAAUUUAACCAAAGCUAGCGCUGUUGCACAUGGAUGUGUCAUAUAUCAGCGCUAGCCACAUUGCCGGUCGACAAUGAGCAUCUAACCGACAGAUUUAACUGAAACUGUG
Messenger RNA from Rhipicephalus sanguineus (brown dog tick), 11620 nucleotides. RefSeq lists its product as uncharacterized. Gene Ontology annotation, molecular function: protein binding. The transcript has 4 exons. Lineage: Eukaryota; Metazoa; Arthropoda; Arachnida; Ixodida; Ixodidae. The record is from RefSeq and is a predicted model, not a curated record. The coding region runs from base 1 to 933 and encodes 310 amino acids.